This is a messenger RNA of Balearica regulorum gibbericeps (East African grey crowned-crane), 1021 nucleotides long. The record is from RefSeq and is a predicted model, not a curated record. NCBI's taxonomy places the organism in Eukaryota, Metazoa, Chordata, Aves, Gruiformes, Gruidae.
GUACGUGGUACUGACCACGAAGCAUCAUGAAGGCUUCACCAACUGGGGGUCGCCUGUGUCCUGGAACUGGAAUUCUCUGGAUAUGGGGCCCCACCAAGAUCUUGUGGGAAAGCUGGGACAAGCCCUCAGGGAGAGCAACAUACGCUAUGGACUGUAUCACUCUCUGUUAGAGUGGUUUAAUCCACUCUAUCUAGCUGACAAAAAAAGUGGCUUCAAGACCCAAGACUUCGUUACAAAGAAGACAAUGCCAGAACUUUAUGAUCUUGUCUUAAAAUAUAAACCAGAUUUGAUUUGGUCGGAUGGAGACUGGGAAGCUCCAGCGUCAUACUGGAAUUCUACCUCUUUCCUUGCCUGGCUUUAUAACGAUAGUCCUGUCAAGGACACUGUUGUCGUUAAUGAUCGUUGGUGUAAUAACUGCUCAUGCAGUCAUGGAGGCUACUACAAUUGUGCUGACAAAUACAAGCCAGGGACCCUGCCAACUCACAAGUGGGAGAUGUGCUCCUCCAUUGACAAGCUUUCCUGGGGCUAUCGAAGCAACAUGAACGUUGCUGAGUUAAUGGACGAAGCAAGUAUCAUUGAGGAACUAGUGCAGACUGUGAGUUUUGGAGGCAACUACCUUCUCAAUGUGGGACCUACAAAAGAAGGGGUGAUCGUUCCCAUCUUCCAAGAAAGACUUCUGGCCCUUGGGAGGUGGCUGGACACUAAUGGGGAGGCAAUUUAUGGAUCGAAGCCAUGGAGAGUACAGAUGGAGAACAGCACAGACACGGUCUGGUACACUUCUAAGGGACCAGUUGUCUAUGCCAUCUUUCUGCUCUGGCCUCAGGACAGCGUUCUGGAGCUGUCCACACCCAUUCCAUCCCCGGCCACACAAGUGACGAUGUUGGGCUUUGCAGGGACUCUGGAGUGGCAGAAGUCCCCAGGUAAAGGACUGCUCAUAACUUUGCCCUACAUGCUUCCAUCUCCUCUACCUCCUCAGUCUGGCUGGACUGUCAAGCUUGAGGGUGUGAAGUGAUGGCUGCGG